UACACUAUCCUAUCGGGUAUCGGCAUUCGGCAAUCUGUGACACUGAUCUGGUGACUGGUCACCGAAUACUAGUGGUGGGAAUGGAAAUGGGAGUUGUGAUGGAGAACUGUCAUCAUCGCAAUAUUUAAUAGCAUUAUCUGAUGUAUAUUGUAUAAUUUAUAGUUAUUGUUAAUAUUAAAUAAUACGAUUUUGAAUUUUUUUAGUUAAUCUAUGAAAGUAUACUCUAAAGUAUUUAUUUAAUCUGUAUAAUGGAAUUUAAUUUAGGAGAUAACCCUGUAACUUCGCAUUCGUGGAACGCCAAUAGAACUCAAAUUGCGGUGAUUCCGAAUAGCAAUGAAGUCAAUAUUUAUAAAUAUGAACAGAGUGUAAGUGACUGGACGAUUUUGGAUAAUCUUGAUCAGCAUGGACUACUCGUAACUGGAAUCGAUUGGGCACCAAACACUAACCGUAUUGUUACAUGUUCUGCUGAUCGUAAUGCCUAUGUAUGGACAAUUGACGACAAGGGAAAAUGGAAACCAACACUGGUACUGUUGAGAAUUAGUAGAGCAGCAACUUGUGUGAAAUGGUCUCCUAAUGAAAAGAAAUUUGCAGUCGGUUCAGGUGCACAGCUGAUAUCUGUAUGUUAUUUUGAAGUCGAAAACGAUUGGUGGGUGUCGAAACACUAUAAAAAACCAAUUCGAUCAACCGUUACUACAUUGGAUUGGCAUCCAAAUAACAUGGUACUAGCCACCGGUACUGCCGAUUUCCGUGUAAGACUGUUUAAUGUACACAUGAAAGAGGUCGAUCAAUGUCAGAAAGUCAAAACUGCAUGGGAUUCUGAAGAUAAUUCUGUUCCCAAUUUAGUCGCGGAAUUCACUAAUUCUUCUAGAGGAGGUACUUAUCUUAAUGGUGGAUGGAUUCAUGGACUGGCGUUUAAUAAGUCUGGCGAUAGACUAUGUUGGGUUGCGCAUGAUUCGUCUAUAACUGUCGCAGAUGUAUCCAAAGGCUCGAUAGUUGUGAAUAAAUUAAAAACAAACGAGUUACCGUUUAUUAGUUGCAUAUGGGUAUCGGAUCGAGCAAUAGUUGCCGCUGGACACGGAUGCUGCCCAAUGCUUUAUUGUGUCGAUUCUAACAAUAAAGUUCAAUUUAUCUCUAAAAUAGACAGUUCUCAAAAAAAAGAAGCCGCUGGACUGAGUGCAAUGAAGAAAUUUCAAAGUUUGGAUCGACAAGCACGAAUCAACAGCGACAAUGAACUAGAUACUAAACAUCAAAAUACAUUAACAUGUCUGCGCAUUCAUUCAGAGUCAAAUAAUUUGGUUACAAAGUUUUCCAGUAGCGGUUUAGAUGGAAAAAUAAUUCUAUGGGAACUCAAUAGCUUAGACAAAUUAUUGCAAGGACUUAAAAUUUAAAACCUAAAAAGCGACGAUUAUGUGUAUAUAGUUCUAAUUGAUAUAAAUAAUUAAACUUAUACUGUUACUAA
Molecule: messenger RNA, 1459 nt
Organism: Adelges cooleyi (spruce gall adelgid)
Lineage: Eukaryota; Metazoa; Arthropoda; Insecta; Hemiptera; Adelgidae
Gene: Arpc1
Product: actin-related protein 2/3 complex subunit 1A
Exons: 8
Coding region: 249-1388 (379 amino acids)
Biological process (GO): Arp2/3 complex-mediated actin nucleation
Cellular component (GO): Arp2/3 protein complex; actin cytoskeleton
Molecular function (GO): actin filament binding
Source: RefSeq, a predicted model, not a curated record